Eufriesea mexicana is the source of this 1161-nucleotide messenger RNA. It is a transcript of the gene wap, whose product is annotated as DDB1 and CUL4 associated factor wap. Gene Ontology annotation, molecular function: protein binding. The record is from RefSeq and is a predicted model, not a curated record. Lineage: Eukaryota; Metazoa; Arthropoda; Insecta; Hymenoptera; Apidae. The coding region runs from base 121 to 1161 and encodes 346 amino acids. The transcript is spliced from 4 exons.
CUUAGUAAUAUAUUUAUCAUGAAAGAAUAAGUUUUCGUAUCUUUUGAACAAAUUGUAUAUUGAAAAUCGAUUAUAUUGCGAACACUUUAAAUAUCAAGGUGAAAAAACACAGGGAAAAAUAUGGCGUUACAUAGUGUACCGCCAAAAAGGAAAGAAAUCUAUAAAUAUGAGGCACCAUGGCCUUUAUAUAGUAUCAAUUGGUCAGUAAGACCUGACAAGCGAUUUCGUUUGGCUCUUGGCAGUUUUGUGGAAGAAUAUAACAAUAAAGUACAAAUAGUUUCAUUGGAUGAAGAAACCUCUGAAUUUAGUGCAAAAAGUACGUUUGAUCAUCCAUAUCCAACUACAAAAAUUAUGUGGAUACCAGAUAAUAAAGGAUUGUUUCCGGAUCUGUUAGCUACAUCUGGAGAUUAUCUGAGAAUUUGGCGGUUAGCUGAACCAGAAACUCGGUUAGAAUGUGUUUUAAAUAACAAUAAAAAUUCAGAUUUUUGUGCUCCUCUUACAUCAUUUGAUUGGAACGAAGUAGAUCCAAAUUUAAUUGGUACUUCUAGUAUAGAUACAACAUGUACUAUUUGGGGAUUAGAAACUGGUCAGGUUUUGGGUAGAGUGAAUAUGGUUACUGGUCAUGUUAAGACACAGUUAAUUGCUCAUGAUAAAGAAGUAUAUGAUAUAGCAUUUAGUCGGGCUGGAGGUGGUCGCGACAUGUUUGCAUCCGUUGGUGCAGAUGGUUCAGUAAGAAUGUUUGAUUUGCGACACUUAGAACAUUCAACUAUAAUCUAUGAAGAUCCACAACACACACCACUUUUGAGACUUGCAUGGAAUAAACAAGAUCCCAAUUAUCUUGCAACAGUUGCGAUGGACGCUUGUGAAGUAAUUAUUUUAGACGUUCGAGUACCAUGUACACCAGUUGCGAGACUUAAUAAUCAUAGAGCUAGUGUUAAUGGUAUUGCUUGGGCACCACAUUCAUCCUGCCAUAUUUGUACAGCGGGAGAUGAUCAUCAAGCAUUAAUUUGGGAUAUACAGCAAAUGCCAAGAGCCAUUGAUGAUCCGAUUCUCGCUUAUACUGCUGCAGAAGGAGAAGUGAAUCAAAUUCAGUGGGGUGCUACACAACCUGACUGGAUUGCUAUAUGUUAUAAUAAAGCAGCAGAAAUCCUUAGGGUGUAA